Paraphaeosphaeria sporulosa is the source of this 1716-nucleotide messenger RNA. RefSeq lists its product as uncharacterized. Gene Ontology annotation, cellular component: plasma membrane. The record is from RefSeq and is a predicted model, not a curated record. Gene Ontology annotation, biological process: transmembrane transport; nucleobase transport. Gene Ontology annotation, molecular function: nucleobase transmembrane transporter activity. Lineage: Eukaryota; Fungi; Ascomycota; Dothideomycetes; Pleosporales; Didymosphaeriaceae. The transcript has 3 exons. The coding region runs from base 1 to 1716 and encodes 571 amino acids.
AUGGUGUUUUCAGCAAAGGUCUUGCUAACUACAGUCAGUGAGAAGUUUCAAGAGAAGAAAGUCGCAUUAAAACGUGUAUUCUCAAGUCGCGAGAAUCUCGUUCGAGCGUUGGAGGUCAAUGAGACUGCCUACGGUCGCACCGAAGAACGCAGCUUCUGGAAGAAUGAAGACCUCGAUCUUACACCACCGUCCCAAUGGACUUGGGGAUGGUAUGACUUCGCAGCUUUCUGGUGGAGCUAUGGUUUCAGUGUCGGCGUAUGGAGCGUUGGGUCUUCAAUGGUAGCAAUGGGAUUGAACGCCUGGCAAUCCAUCAUCUGCGUUUUCAUCUCCCAUAUGCUAGGGGCCAUCGCCAUAGCCUGGCACUCCAAGAUCGGUGCCAAAUGGCACUUUGGAUUCCCUGUUGAAAGCAGAGUCAUGUGGGGCAUGUACGGCAGCUUCUUCCCCAUUGUGAUACGACUCCUUGUCGGGCAGAUCUGGACCGCGGUAUUGAUGAUGCAGGGUGGUUACUUCUUGUCCAUUUUCUUCCGCUGCGUUUUCGGCCACCACUGGCACAAUCUCGAAAACACCAUCCCCAAAAGCAUGGGCGUAACGGUCCAACAACUCGUCGGCUUCAUCCUCUUCGCCGUCGUCACCGCGCCCUUCCUGAUGCUCCGCCCCCACCAAAUGCGCCGCCUCUACUCCAUCAAAUCCGUCGUCCUCCCACCUGUCGCCAUCAGCCUCUUCGCCUGGUGCAUAGUCCAAGGCCGCACUGCCAGCGCCUCCGCAGGCACCUUCAAAUCGCCCAUCCCUAAUCCCAAAGGCGCCGCCCUCGCUUGGGCCAUGCUCUCCGCGAUUAACUCCUGCAUGGGCAAAACCUCCUCCAUCGCCGUCAACCAAACCGAUCUCGCGCGCUACGCCCGCACGCCCGGCGCGCCCUUCCUCUCGCAGCUCAUCUCCCUCCCCAUUGGCAACACGCUGUGCGCCACCCUCGGCAUCUUCGCGACGUCCUCCACGCAGCAGGCUUGGGGAGUCACGCUGUGGAAUCCGUGGGACCUUUGCUCGGCGAUCUUGGACCGCCACUGGAACUCUGGGUCGCGCACUGCUAUUGCGUUCGCGAGUAUAGCCUGGAUGUUGUCCAUCUUCGCAAGCUGCAUGGGCGUCGACGUGUUCCCCUUCGGCGUCGACGUGACGGCGCUGUUCCCGCGGUGGCUCAACAUCCGUCGCGGCAUGUAUCUCUGCUAUGCCAUCGGCCUUGUCAUCUUCCCCUGGAAGAUUCUACAGAGCUCGACGACAUUCCUGCGGUUCUUGGGCGGGUAUAGCAUCUUCCUUGCGCCGCUGGUGGGGAUCUACAUUACUGAUUACUUUGUUGUGAGGAGGGGGAAUGUGUGGGUCAAGGAUCUGUAUACCGCGGAGACGGGGGGCAAGUAUUACUAUGUGUGGGGCGUAAAUUGGCGGAAUGCAGUAGCGUUUACGACGACGGUGGUGUUUCUGGUGCCGGGAUUUGCGGCGCAGUUUGGCCACGAGGUUGGGGUUGGGUGGGAGCGGUUGUAUAGCCUAGGGUGGGUCAUGGGGUGGGACUUCUGCAAGGAAGAGAGGAAGAUGCGAUUUGAGGAGAGCUAUGAUACUCAGGGUAUGUUCUGUGCGGGGGUUGUCGAGGGUGUGGGUGCGGAGGGAGACCAAGAGAAAAGACCUGAGCUGAAGGGCGUGACGGAAGAAAGCAAGGUCAGCGAGUUGUAG